Messenger RNA from Rhododendron vialii, 1216 nucleotides. Its product is annotated as peroxidase 64-like. Gene Ontology annotation, cellular component: plasmodesma; plant-type cell wall. Gene Ontology annotation, biological process: hydrogen peroxide catabolic process; response to oxidative stress. Lineage: Eukaryota; Viridiplantae; Streptophyta; Magnoliopsida; Ericales; Ericaceae. The record is from RefSeq and is a predicted model, not a curated record. The coding region runs from base 66 to 1016 and encodes 316 amino acids. The transcript has 4 exons. Gene Ontology annotation, molecular function: heme binding; peroxidase activity.
UUAUUAACGCGUACUAAACCGUAAAAGCAGAGAGAAAAAACUGCUAGAGCUUUUAGCAUUCUGCAAUGGAUGUCACUGUUACACUGCUAAGCUCACUGAUAAUCUUUUCUAUUACUUCCACAGGAAGUGGGCUGAGUUUAAACUACUACGACCAGAAAUGUCCCAACGCUGAGUCAAUAGUCGCAAAUGCAGUCAAGGAUGCGAUGAUGAAAGACCAAACAGUCCCCGCAGCACUACUCAGGUUGCAUUUCCAUGAUUGCUUCAUAAGGGGCUGUGAUGCUUCUGUGUUGCUAAAUUCAGUGGGGAAGAACAGUGCAGAAAAAGACGGGCCGCCUAAUGUUUCUUUGCAUGCAUUUUAUGUCAUUGACAAUGCCAAGCAAGAAGUAGAAUCAAAGUGCCCUGGUGUAGUCUCAUGUGCUGAUAUCUUGGCUUUAAGUGCAAGAGAUGCAGUUGUGCUUUCUGGGGGUCCCACUUGGGAUGUGCCCAAAGGAAGAAAAGAUGGAAGAACAUCAAAGGCCAGUGAAACCGUACAAUUGCCAGCUCCCACCUUCAACAUAUCUCAGCUUCAACAAAGCUUCUCCCAAAGGGGUCUAUCCAUGGAAGAUCUAGUAGCCCUAUCAGGUGGCCACACUCUAGGGUUCUCUCAUUGUUCAUCAUUCGAAAACAGAAUCCACAACUUCAACUCCACAACUGACAUCGACCCUUCAAUGCAUCCAUCCUUUGCAUCAAGCUUAGAGAGUAUUUGCCCCAUUCACAAAAAGGUCAAGAAUGCUGGCACCACCAUGGAUCCUUCUUCGACAACUUUCGAUAACACGUACUACAAGCUAAUCCUACAAAAGAAGAGUCUGUUUUCUUCAGACCAAGCUUUGCUUACUUCUCCAAAUACAAAAGAUCUGAUUUCCAAGUUUGCCAGCUCACAAGAAGCUUUCUUCAAGGCUUUUGUGAAUUCCAUGAUCAAGAUGAGCAGCAUAACAGGAGGACAGGAGGUCAGAAAGGACUGCAGGGUGGUCAAUUAAGGGGCUCCUGAACUUAUCUAUCAGAUAAUAUUUGAUACAUAGCAAGCAUAAAUAGUUUUGCUAUUAAGAUCAAUUUAGCAGGAUUGAAAUAAUUAUAAAUCUGUAUGUUCUGUUUGAUACCGUAAAGAAUGUCCACACCACUGUAGGAACUCGAACAUUCUAUGUAAUGUAUAGAUACUUUCUAGUACUGGAUUCUAUAA